Messenger RNA from Cicer arietinum (chickpea), 600 nucleotides. RefSeq lists its product as uncharacterized. NCBI's taxonomy places the organism in Eukaryota, Viridiplantae, Streptophyta, Magnoliopsida, Fabales, Fabaceae. The record is from RefSeq and is a predicted model, not a curated record.
AUACGGUUUCUUUUGACUUUUCUUCCUUUCCUUCUUUCUCUCCAUCACCUAUAAAUGCUUUCUCAAUUAACAAAGCCGCCAAUAACCUCACAUCUUUAGAAAAAAAACAUGGCUGUCUAUGAAGGAAGACCAUUGGUGAUGGAAAUGGAACGCGAAGAAGAUUUUGAAGAUUCAAACAAUAUAAGCGGGUGUGGAUGCGGGUGCUUCCGAGUGUUCACCUCGAAAUGGUGGCAACGCCGCCACGAGGAAGGUAAACACCUACUUGAAGAAAAGGAUGAAGGAAAUAGAGGAGAAGACACAUGGGUGAUGGAAAAAUUGAAGAAAAUGAAGGAAACUUCAGAAGUGAUUGCUGGUCCUAAGUGGAAAACUUUUAUUAGAAAAAUAAGUUGGUAUGGAAAAAAGAACCAAAAAAAUAGGUUUCAAUAUGAUGCACAUAGUUAUGCUCUUAAUUUUAAUAGUGGGGCUCAAAGUGAAGAUGAAGAAUAUUUGCCUCCAAGUUUCUCCUCAAGAUUUUCUGCUCCAAAAUGAAUCACGACAUAUAUGUAACAUGUUCUUGUAUUUUACAAAGAUAUUAAUUUGAUUGCUAAAAUUUCUUAAUUU